AUGGACCAUGUCCUGGAAGGUAUCCCAAAUGUAGGAUGUUAUAUAGACGACAUUAUCGUCACAGGCAGGAACAUAGAGGACUGCUACAAAACGGUCACGCAAGUUCUGCAACGAUUAAAUGACUACAACAUCACUCUAAAAGCAGAAAAAUGUCAGUUCUUCCGUGACUCAGUCGUUUAUCUUGGCCACAGGGUUUCAGCUGAAGGAAUCUAUCCGAUAGCAGAAAAAGUGAAGGCUAUCAGGGACGCACCAGAGCCAACCAACAUUACAGAAUUGAGAGCCUACCUAGGACUCCUCAACUUCUACGCCAAGUUUUUGAAGAAUUUGGCAACGGUGGCAGCGCCUCUUUACGAAUUGCUGAAGAAAGACAAACAGUGGCACUGGACAAAAGGGUGCAAGAACGCUUUCGCAAAGACCAAAGAGAUGAUUCUCAGCAGCGAAGUGCUCACGUUUUAUGAUGUGAAUAAGCCAAUUGGACUAAGCUGUGACUCAUCUGCUUAUGGUCUAGGGGCCGUCAUCUUCCAUGAAAUGCCAGACGGAAGUGAACGACCAAUCGCGUUCGCGUCCCGCACACUCUCAAGCAGCGAACGCAAUUAUGCACAGGGCGAGAAGGAGGCGCUGGCACUCAUCUUCGGCUUGCGACGUUUCCACCGAUACCUGUAUGGACGACGUUUCAGCAUCUACACCGACCAUCAACCCCUUCUCGGUUUACUGGGACACGAUAGACCUGUGCCAUCCUUAGCUGCCGCCAGAAUUCAGAGAUGGGCAAUGACACUGGCCGCGUAUCAAUAUCACCUCAAGUAUAGGAAUGGUCGGAACAUGGAAGUAGCAGAUGCGUUAUCGCGCCUGCCGUUAUCCGUACAAGAGAGAAGGGACGAACCAGACUGUUUAGCUGUGUUCGAUGCAACGCCCCUGACUGCAGCGCAAGUUGCAAUGGAAACUAAGCGAGACCCGCUUCUCAGUGGGGUCGUCCAGUAUGCACUAACCGGUUGGCCAAGCAGGUACCCCCAAGAAAUGCAGGCAUUCUUUGUGCGCAAAGAUCAGCUAUCAGUGGAACAGGACUGUUUGACAUGGGGCUACAGGGUCAUUAUCCCGAGGAGCUUGCAGCCUGCCGUGCUGUCGCUAUUACACGAAGCUCAUCCAGGCAUGACGCGGAUGAAGAUGUUAGCGAGGUCAUAUGUUUGGUGGCCUGGUCUAGACAAAGAUCUAGAGAGCACAGUACGGAGCUGCAAAAUCUGUCAAAGUGUUCUUCCGGCAAAGACUGUUGGUCCUUUGCAGCCCUGGUCAUACCCGACAAGAGUUUGGCAACGUGUACAUGUGGACUAUGCUCUCAAGGACGGAGUAAAUUUGCUGGUGCUGAUCGACGCGGUGGUGCUGAAGAGGUUGGACGCCCUUUUUGCAUCCUAUGGUUACCCUGAAGAAUUGGUAACAGACAACGGGCCACAGUUCGCCUCUGAGGAAUUUCAAGAGUUCCUGCGACAGCGAGGAAUCAGACAUACUCGAACACCUCCAUACCACGCUGCUUCCAACGGAGCUGCAGAGAGACUGGUAAGGACCACCAAGACUGCGCUCUUCAAGGAAGUUCUGGAAGACAGGAUAAUGGGAGCGAAGCGUACAGUACAAGAGCGCAUCAACGACUUUCUGAUGUCCUACCGAAACACGCCAAAUUUGGUAACGGCAAAGGCUCCAGCGGAGCUUUUCCUGAAGCGGUUGCCCCGCAUUAGGUUGUCUCUCGUGAAGCCGAACUUCGCAAGUGACAUGGCAGACCGUCAGAAAAGGAAUACUGACCGUCGUAACUGCGAAAGAGGACCGGCAGACCUGUUCAGCGUCAACGACAAGGUGUUCGUGAAGACAACGAGAAGCGAAGCAGAAUCAUGGCAGGAAGGGAUCAUCGAACAAGUAGUUAGCACCGCAACAUACCUCGUCAGGGUAGGAUGUCACGUGAGAUUCACACAUGCUGAUCACUUGCGGAAGCGACGGGCCAUGGCACCAAGCACGUUUCGUACUCCAAAUCAGGACGUCGCAGGUGCUGCGUCUACCCCUCCGAGUAACGAACCCCAAACGUGGGAAAAUGUCGACACAGCGGAAUCGACGUCACGGGAGCCAGGGCAGUUUCAGCACGGCAGCUCACCAAGCCCCAUCCAGCAGCCGGGAUCAGCAACUGGCAGCGGAGACAUGAUGGACAGGGAUAAGAAAACGCCUGACUCCAGCUUCGCUGAGGAAGAGGCGCCCAGCUUCUCCGGCUGUCAGUCGUCAACACCAAUGCUGCGGAGAAGCACACGUGUUCGCACGGCUCCCGACAGAUACCGCCCGGACGAUUAUACAACAAAGAACUAA
Molecule: messenger RNA, 2337 nt
Organism: Ornithodoros turicata
Lineage: Eukaryota; Metazoa; Arthropoda; Arachnida; Ixodida; Argasidae
Exons: 1
Coding region: 1-2337 (778 amino acids)
Biological process (GO): DNA integration
Molecular function (GO): nucleic acid binding
Source: RefSeq, a predicted model, not a curated record